This is a messenger RNA of Raphanus sativus (radish), 1603 nucleotides long. RefSeq names its product myb family transcription factor APL. The record is from RefSeq and is a predicted model, not a curated record. Lineage: Eukaryota; Viridiplantae; Streptophyta; Magnoliopsida; Brassicales; Brassicaceae. Gene Ontology annotation, molecular function: DNA-binding transcription factor activity; DNA binding. The transcript has 6 exons. The coding region runs from base 159 to 1232 and encodes 357 amino acids.
AAAAAGAAGACGGGAGAGAGGGAGAAAGAGCAAAAAACCCGUCAUCUGAUCUCUUCAAAAACGCAUCGUAUUCUCUCAUAUUUUUGCAUCGCAUUCGUUUCCUUGAAUCCCUCUGUUAGAGAGAGAGAGAGAGAGAGAGAGAGAGUCAUAGAGAGAGAAUGUUCCAUGCUAAGAAACCUUCAAGUAUGAAUGGUUCAUAUGAGAACAGAGCUAUGUGCGUUCAAGGCGAUUCAGGCCUUGUCCUCACCACCGAUCCUAAACCGCGUUUGCGUUGGACCGUCGAACUCCAUGAGCGUUUUGUCGACGCCGUCGCUCAGCUCGGCGGCCCCGACAAAGCGACUCCAAAGACCAUUAUGAGAGUUAUGGGUGUGAAGGGUCUUACUCUUUACCACCUAAAGAGCCAUCUUCAGAAAUUCAGGCUUGGAAAGCAGCCGCACAAGGAGUACGGGGAUCACUCCACAAAGGAAGGCUCAAGAGCUUCUGCCAUGGAUAUUCAGCGCAACGUAGCUUCUUCCUCUGGCAUGAUGAGUCGCAACAUGAACGAAAUGCAAAUGGAAGUGCAGAGAAGGUUGCAUGAACAGCUAGAGGUGCAGAGACAUUUGCAGCUGAGGAUUGAAGCACAAGGAAAGUAUAUGCAAUCUAUAUUGGAGAGAGCUUGUCAAACCCUAGCCGGUGAGAACAUGGCAGCUGCCGCCGCCGCUGCCGGAGGGGGGUACAAGGCCAAUUUGGGAAGUUCAAGCCUUUCCGCAGCGGUGGGUCCACAACCUCAUCCUCUUAGUUUCCCGCCGUUUCAAGACCUAAACAUUUAUGGAAACACAACCGAUCAAGUUCUUGAGCAACAUAACUUCCAUCAUCAGAACAUAGAGAAUCAUUACACGACCAACAAUGCUGCAGAUACCAACAUUUACUUGGGGAAGAAGCGACCAAACCCUAGUUAUGGUACUAACGAUGUAAGGAAAGAACUCUUAAUGUGGUCUGAUCAAGAUCAGGAACUUUCUGGAAACCAAGCCAUCGAUGAUGAGCAUCGGAUUCAGAUCCAAAUGGCUACACAUGUUUCCACGGAUUUGGAUUCCCUGUCAGAAAUUUACGAAAGGAAAUCUGGUUUAUCAGGUGAUGAAGGAAAUAACGGUGGGAAGUUUCUGGAGAGGCCAUCGCCUCGAAGGUCGCCAUUGAGUCCUAUGAUGAACCCUAAUGGUGGAUUAAUACAAGGAAGGAACUCACCAUUUGGGUGAUAAAAUAACUUAUUUUAACAUGUGAUGCAUGAGAACGUGAGAAGAAGAUAUAUAUAUUUUGUUGUAUGAGCUUGGCUUAGGGUUUAGAGAUGAGGCAUAAAAAAUUACAAACUUUGUUAAUUAUGUUAUGGAUUAGUUUUAAUUUGUACUGAAACUAUGUAUCAUUAUCGUUGCUACAAUAGUUAGGAUCUAUUAUGUACUUAUUCAUUAUUUUCCAGUCAAGUGUUUGAAAACUGAUGAUAGUUAGUAGAAUACUAGAAUGGCCGAGUGAUUAUGUUUACUUUGGUUUAAUCAACCACUAAUUAUUUUCAUUGUUAAUUUGUGUGUUUAUGCUAAGCUAUUUUAAUAUAUAUGUUUGACAGCAUGUUACC